CCGAGACAACUAGUUCCCGGAAAUUAAAUACCACUGUUCCACCUCAAUGCGGACGAAAAUAUGGUAUUGCCAAUAGUUAAAUUGGUUAUUUUACUAGCCAGACAAAUAACACGACCAGUUGUUCAUAGACUUGGUGCAUUGGCAAAGCGGAAUCGAACAUUUCGUUCAGUAAUUGUACCAAUUGGGCAAGGGUAUCACUCAAUGAAUUUUACAUCACAAAGUAGAUUAUUUGGUGUUGAUACACAAACACAAGCAGAGCCAUUAUCAACAGAUGAAGCAAUGAAUUUAGGUUCAAAAUUACUUGGAGAAGUAUUAGUUUACGGAGUCUCUGCAUCAUUUCUGCUUUAUGAAUACCACAAGUCGUCACGAAAAGAAAAGAUCAAGGCGAAAAACAGACAGAAUGAAAAAGCAGAGCUCCAAGGAAAAAUACAGGAGUAUUGGGACGUAACAGAAGCAGAAAUUGCACUACUUAAAAGAAAAAUAUUUGAAUUAGAGGUCAAAAAUCACAGUUAAGAAAAUACACCAACCUCUUAUAAUAAGGAUAAUGUUCAGUGCAAGAACUUAUUCUUAUACAUUAUGGUGACUGUACUAUUUUUCUUGUUUGUUUUUUGAAAACGAUAUUGCCAAACUUUAAAACUGGUGGCAGAAAACUCUUACUGAAGAACCAAGUGGUCGUCAUUGUUGUUAGUGUCGAUUUUUUUUUCGAAACAACGUUCUAUGUAAUUUAUUAUAGACAGAGACACAGAACAGACAGUUUUUGUAACUAACGUUGACAUGAAUAUCAAUCAUAUGAUAAUUUUUAUAAUUUAACUGUUUACAAAAGUAAAAUUAUUCGAAAUA
Messenger RNA from Mytilus trossulus (common blue mussel), 840 nucleotides. RefSeq lists its product as uncharacterized. Gene Ontology annotation, biological process: regulation of lipid metabolic process. Lineage: Eukaryota; Metazoa; Mollusca; Bivalvia; Mytilida; Mytilidae. Bases 61 to 513 code for a protein of 150 amino acids. The record is from RefSeq and is a predicted model, not a curated record. The transcript is spliced from 2 exons. Gene Ontology annotation, cellular component: mitochondrion.